AUGUCCACUCCAUCUGUUUGGGUUCAGCUCUACUACGAUGGAAAAGGUGAAGAGGGCUAUCCUAUUAAAAUUAGACCAAUUCCGGAAGAUGUUGCCGACUUGGCCAAGGAAGUAAAGGUAGAGAGACCAAAUGCCCUCAGCCAUUGUGAUGCCGCAGAUCUUUCCGUGUACUCCCCUGGCACUAAACCACCUUUCUCUCAAGACAACGCUGUGGAUCCUGGUGACGAUGUACCACCCAGUACUACCUCCAAGAAUCCCUUGAUUGUGGUGGCGCCACAGCCGCAACGAGAUGACCACACUGAUGCUUUUGCCCGAAUCGAGAAAAAAUUGGAUGACUUGGCAAGUGUUGAUGUUCCCAUGUCAGAAGCAACAUCACAUUUUGCAUCAUCAUUGCUUGAGGAUCUGAAGGUGAAAAUUACAGUCCUCCCUCCAAACACAGAUCCUGGAGAAGGGCAGGUGCAAACAUAUUCUUGGGGGGACAAUGAACAUGAGAUAGACGGACAACCAGGCUGCAAGCAAAUCCUAGAGAAAGAGAUUUUGCCCUUGUCUGUGAAUGACCAGGAGUACGCCUUGUAUGAUGCACGCAGUCAGUCGCUUCGGCUGCAGGCUGGGAAGCGCAAAUCGAAUGGAUUUUCUGAUCUUGCUGUUGGUCCUCGUAUAUCGAUGGACUUUGCAGAGACUACAGCCAAGGAUAUAAUGCUUUCCUACACGGAUGCACUCGUGGAGCUCAAACGGGCAAAAUCAAACCUAAAGCUGGGGCAGCUGCUCCUGCAAUUGGUCUCUCUGUCUGAGGUCUCUGAGAACCGUCAAGGUGUUCUGGUGUUGGGCACCGACUGUGCAACGAAGUGGCGAUUGCUGCAUUUUUCAGACUACAACAGGAUCAUGGUGCAGCCCUACAAACACGGAAAAAAGUGCAUUGCCGAUUUCAAGACCCUAAUGGAAAAUUGUACAAUGAGAAAGGAAGCUAAUGUGCCCCCUGAAAAAUUGGCUAUCAUCCAUGAAGACACUGGUGUGGAAAAUGAUAUUAAAAUGGGAGAGUUUGGGAUGGAAGAAACUAGCAAAGACAAGGCAAUUGCUCGGGAAACAAAGCUUAGAAAGCUUGCCAGUGCAUUGGAAUAUUGUUAUGGUGAAACCUUAGAAGUUCCUGCUUGGGCGAAAGCAUCAGAAAGCUGCCGCUCAUACUUUGUGUGA
This is a messenger RNA of Seminavis robusta, 1191 nucleotides long. Lineage: Eukaryota; Bacillariophyta; Bacillariophyceae; Naviculales; Naviculaceae. The record is from the annotation of a GenBank genome assembly.